Oncorhynchus keta (chum salmon) is the source of this 1004-nucleotide messenger RNA. RefSeq names its product programmed cell death protein 5-like. The transcript is spliced from 7 exons. Bases 115 to 495 code for a protein of 126 amino acids. Gene Ontology annotation, cellular component: cytosol; nucleus. NCBI's taxonomy places the organism in Eukaryota, Metazoa, Chordata, Actinopteri, Salmoniformes, Salmonidae. The record is from RefSeq and is a predicted model, not a curated record. Gene Ontology annotation, molecular function: DNA binding.
CAUUAUACUGAAGCAGGGCCCGGCCCCUAACGAAACAGUUCCACAAGACUCGUGAAGUGACAGAUUUUCUUAUUUUACCAUUGAUAAGGCCUAUUUUCUAUCUAUUCGAACACAAUGGCAGACGACGAAUUGGAGGCUAUCAGGCGGCAACGCAUGGCCGAACUGCAGUCAAAACACGGGAGUCUGUCUUGGAACCAAAUGAGUCCGGGGGACUCUUCAAAUGACCAGCAAGGGCAGCAGGAGGCCAAACAGAAGGAAACAGAGAUGAGGAACUCCAUACUGGCUCAGGUUCUAGACCAGUCCGCCCGCGCCAGAUUGAGUAACUUGGCUCUGGUGAAGCCAGAGAAGGCCAAAGCAGUGGAGAAUUACCUCAUACAGAUGGCCCGCAUGGGCCAGCUGGGAGGAAAGGUGAGAGAACUGGACCUAAAGCAUAUGUGGACAUAUAUCAUUGAACAUUUCAGAGACUGGUUUGAUCGACAUCCUAGAAAAAGUUAGUCAGCAAACAGACAAAAAGACAACUGUCAAGUUCAACCGACGAAAGGUGAUGGACUCUGAUGAGGAUGAUGAUUGAUGCGUUGAAAGGAGCUCAGGAACCAGUCAGACAGCUGCCUUAGGGCGGGAUUCAGGACUGGAUAGGUUAGAGCAGGGCUCUGUUCGUUGGCGGCCGUCUUUGACUUGCCAAAGGCCCUGCCUUUGUCAUGCACCCAGGGGUAUCACAUCAGCCCCUGUGUGCAUCUGGAACUCAUUACUAUAUUCUCUCUUAUAUCCAUUUUCACCACGUUUUACUUUUUCUCCACCACAAGAAGCAGAACAACAAUUCAUAUAUUGCUGCUGAUGCAUUUUUCUAGAGACUGCUUUGUGAAUACUGUCUGCUGCUACUCAGUAAAUAGUGAAAACAUCAAAUUGGACAGAGCACAUGGGUAUAUUCAUUAUUUUUUUGUAAAAUUUUGCUGACCUGUAUCCAACAGUUUACAUUUAAAAAAUAAAAAAGCCUUACAUUUGAA